AUAAAAAUUAUUCAAUCCAAGUAUUUGAAUUGAUUUGAGUUAAUUCAUAUAAGUAUAAUCCAUACCGUGAAGAGCCGGAUAGAUGCUAGCACCAAUGGCGGCAAGCGCACUGUAUAGUUCCCCUAUAUUCCUUCCUCCUCUCUGGCACCCUAAACCUAUGCACCCCCUCUGCUGCUUCAACCCUCCUCCUUCCAUUAGCCUCUCCAGGUCAAAGUUUUCUGGUGCAGCAGUGGCACCCCAAAAGCUUCCCCGUCGGGUGUUUAGAGUACGCGGCUUGCUGGGUCACGAUUCUGGGACUGCCCCACAACCAGAAACACCCAAUUCUGAAGCGGGUACUAGUAUUGACUUAAAUCUUCCAAGAAGAAGUUUGCUUGUACAGUUUACAUGUAACUUGUGUGGUGAAAGAACAGAGAGGCUUGUAAAUCGGUUAGCUUAUGAAAGGGGUGCUGUUUUUGUACAGGAUGUCUACAGCAUCACAAACUAGUUGACAAUCUGGGACUUAUCACAGAAUAUGACUUUCGGGAGAAAAUAAACAUAGACUCAGAAACUGAUCAAGUUUGAUGUAAUAACAUAUAAAACUAGAAUUUGUGUGACAUUUCUGAUUAUUUCCAUCAUUCAAAAUUUCAGAUCCAUUAAUAUUUCUGAGCAAAGAUCACAACAACAAAAAUGGAAAGAAUCAUAGGUAUAGAUUCUCAUCA
Molecule: messenger RNA, 698 nt
Organism: Glycine soja
Lineage: Eukaryota; Viridiplantae; Streptophyta; Magnoliopsida; Fabales; Fabaceae
Product: DNL-type zinc finger protein-like
Exons: 4
Coding region: 83-484 (133 amino acids)
Biological process (GO): protein import into mitochondrial matrix; protein stabilization; protein folding
Cellular component (GO): mitochondrion
Molecular function (GO): zinc ion binding; protein-folding chaperone binding
Source: RefSeq, a predicted model, not a curated record